AUGAGCAACGGAGUCGAUUCGCAUAUGGGCGAGCCCGAGAUGGCUGCCAAAGCAAACCACCAAGACAGUGCCAACACAGCCAUGGAGUCUGGCAAGGGCAAAGGCAAGGUCGCUGAGCAGGUGCCAGUAGCCUCAGAUGAUGACGAGGAUGAUGAUGAGGAAGAGGGCGAGGGUGAAGUCGAGGAGCCUGAUGAGGACAAUAUGGAGGAGAUUGACAUGGACAACAUUGUCAACUCACGUACCCGCGGCAAGAACAUUGACUACGCUGAGGCCGCGAAGAAGCUGGACGAGGAGCAAGGUGACGACGAGGACGAUGAGGAAGAUGGUGAUUUCGAGGACGACGAGGAUAAGAUGGAGGAGUAG
Recurvomyces mirabilis is the source of this 363-nucleotide messenger RNA. RefSeq names its product Histone chaperone domain CHZ (gene chz1). Bases 1 to 363 code for a protein of 120 amino acids. The record is from RefSeq and is a predicted model, not a curated record. Lineage: Eukaryota; Fungi; Ascomycota; Dothideomycetes; Mycosphaerellales; Teratosphaeriaceae. The transcript is spliced from 2 exons.